Gossypium arboreum is the source of this 480-nucleotide messenger RNA. RefSeq names its product pectinesterase 1-like. The record is from RefSeq and is a predicted model, not a curated record. The transcript is spliced from 3 exons. NCBI's taxonomy places the organism in Eukaryota, Viridiplantae, Streptophyta, Magnoliopsida, Malvales, Malvaceae. The coding region runs from base 1 to 480 and encodes 159 amino acids.
AUGCCAAAUUUGACAUUUGACGGCACCGCCAAGCAAUAUGGAACCAUAGAUAGUGCCACUCUUAUUACUGAGAGUAGUUACUUUGUGGGUGCUAAUCUCAAUAUAGUGAACCUUGCUCCUAGGCAGACGGAAAAUGGUAGGAGCACAAGUCGUUGCUUUGAGAGUCUCCGUGACAGUGCGCUUUCUAUAACGCAAGAUCAUCAACUUCAGGACACUUUGUGUGAUGACAGGGCAACCAUUUCUUUAAGGAUUGCCAUAUUCAUGGCUUUAUUGAUUUCAUUUUCUGAGCGGGACAUCUUUAUAUCUCGGAGAUCCGAAGAAGAUCCAGAGAUGGCGAUAAUUACAAGACAAGCGAGAGAAAGUUCAUCGGAGGAUACGGGUUAUUCUUUUCGUGCAUGGGAGGAUUACCGGAACAGCAAAGGACAUUUUUUUGGGAAGGGCUUGGAAGAGCAGUCCAAGAGUUGUUUAUUCUUAUACUGA